AUGAGCUCUGAGUUGCGCGAAGCGAGGGCCAAGAUCCCAAGCGACGCUAGCGUCGCUGAGCAUUUGACGUGCAGCCAGCUAGACAGCGUGGACGACUGGCUGCUCUCCGUUGCCGCCGACUUCUUGACGCAGGCAAAGGAGCGUUUGAGCGAGGGCUUUGCCCGGGUGUCUGCGACUUCAGUCGAGGUCGACGCAGUGCUGAAGAAGCUGCCUGACUUCGCAGACGAGGUUGCGUUUCGAGAAGCGGGCGUUCAAGUUGUGCAGAAAGUGGCAGGCCUCACGGCCAAGUUGGAGCAGGAGGCUUCUUCUCUGAAGGAGAACGCCAGUAGCGCAGAGGCUUGCAUGAAAGCGCGCUUCUCAGACAGAGCGCCCGAUGCUGCCCUCCUCCAGAGCUGCGGAGAAGCAGCGAAGCGCGUCAGCUCAGAGUUCCUCAAACAGACAAGCGGCCUGGUUGCUCGGGCAGGAUCUGUCGUGGCCUUAGUCGCGAACCUUUGUUUGCUGCGCAGCCCGGCGCUUCAAGCACCUUCGCCUUCGGCAGACAGCUUUGAGCAGCUCCGCGACGUCGUGAAGUCUUUGGUGGGGAAGCUGGGCAAGAUGAAGGAGAUAGCGAGCGACAGCGAUGAGUUUGACAAGGCUUUCUUGAGCUUUGCGGACGGGAUUGUGACCCAGUCCAAGCUUGUGCUGGCGCGGCAGAAGUCUGUGAAGCGUGGCUCAAAGAGAGCCGCCGGAGACGAAGCUGAGGAGGUCCUGGAAGCAGGCGAGUCAGCUUCAAUGCUGCCAAAGUCAAAGCUGUCAAAGAAAGAAGCGAAGGACGAAGUGACGAAAAAGGACAAGAGCGACAAGAAGAAAGAUAAGGACAAGGACAAGUCGGACAAGGUCCAGGAAAAGGCCAAGAGCAAGAAGAAGAAGAAGAAGGCUAAGGAGGACAGCGACACGGACGAGGAGGACGCGAGCGACAACGAGGCGCAGAAGAGCAAGAAGGCCAAGAAAGACAUCGGCGAAGAGAAGAAGGCCGGGCCGAAGGCGAAGGCGACUCCGAAAGCCGGCAGGGGUAGGGGAAGAGGCAGAGGCUAG
Symbiodinium natans is the source of this 1074-nucleotide messenger RNA. NCBI's taxonomy places the organism in Eukaryota, Dinophyceae, Suessiales, Symbiodiniaceae. The record is from the annotation of a GenBank genome assembly.